GGUUAGGCGCGCACAUUUACGCGCUGAAUUUAACAUUGGAGUCUAUGGGUUGCGCGCCGAAUGCAGUUUCAGCGCCUAAAGCACGAUGAAGCGUUGUCAGCUGAUUAUUCAUCGGCUGGUCGGCGCUGAAUUACUCGCGUAUUCGACGCUCACGAGUUGAAAUAUUCCAACUUUUCAGCGCGUCCUUGACGCGCAUACGCCGCGGCGUUUUUAUCAUCAAUCGGGUGUUUUGUUGAUAUUUAAAACAUUUGAAAAGCAUUUUUGAGAUGAGGUUAGUGUUGCUAAUAUUUUGAGUGUGGCAGUGUGUGUGUUCUGUGUUUCAUCAUCUUCCUACAUCUCCAGAAUAGCAUUAAAUGAGCUGCUCUACAAGUGACACCACCUUAGUUGAAGCCGUGAGACGUCAUGACGUGCUUUGGCGUCCUCAGGACAGCAACUACUUUAACAGAAAUAAGAAGAAGCUAGCAUGGGAGGAGGUGGCAAAGACCACUGGGAGAUCAGUUCAGGAUGCAAAAUCGAAAUGGAAAAGUCUGCGUGACUACCACCUACGCAAACGCAGGCAAUUGCCAAGUGGCUCUGGCUGCCCGCCACCAGAGAACUCCUCCUGGCAAAAGGAAAUGUCAUUUUUGGAUGAUGCCAUCAAGCCUAAACCGGUAACGACAAACUUGACGCAGCCUGGAACAGGAUCGCAAUCCUUAUUCUACUACACAAACCAAUACUCCAAUGAGCUUUGUGUGUCUGAUGAGGACAGCAGCGAGACUCAACUACCAGACGACAGUGCUGCAGCGAGCUGUGCCUCAGGAGUCCUCCCAGCUGCGACGCUCCUCGGAACGCCUCGGGUGUCCGCGGUGCCACCAGCAGCGAGCUGUGUCGCCGGCCCGAGCCAUCCGCGCUCUUCUGGCACCAACGGCCAAGUCAAGCAGGUCAGGGGGCCGGGUGCUCGUGGCGCCGAGAAGCUUGACGCCGCCAUAGCGUCCAUAGAACGCGCGGUGAGCGACCUCCGUAACCCGGACCUACUAUUUGGUCAGCUGGUGGGGUUGGAGAUGGAGCGUGUGAGGGACGACAAGAAAGCGGAUGCGAGACUGGAGAUUCUUACAGUCUUGAAAAGGGCGCAGUCCGAUUAAAAGCAGGUGAUAACCUUCGCACGGGUGGGGGAGGGGGGACGUUUUUCACACAUAUUUGAUAAAAAAUGACCAGAAUGAUUCAAAACGAUCUUAUAGCCAGACAUGUGCAUGGAUCCGAGAGGUGGAUCUAUGAUCUGAGCGGAUCUCUCGAGCUUAUGGGUAAGAUCUAUGAUCUGAGUGGAUCUCUCGACACAGUUGAGGGGUUGGAUCUAUGAUCUGAGUGGAUCUCUCGACAAAGUUGAGGGGUUGGAUCUAUGAUCCGGGUGGAUCCCAGAUCUAGAUUCAUGGGAUCGAAUUUCAGAUCCAUUUUCCCGGAUCCAUGCACAUGUCUGCUUAUAGCGAGCUAUAUAAUGCCUGUUCGGCGUCUUUCCAGCUUCCUUUGAUUCUGAGAUAAUGUGAUGCGGCCAAAUGCGUCCCCUCUCCAUGCAACCUCCACCAUGGCGAACUUUGCUGAGCCUGAGUCAUAUUCUGCGUAGUGUGUAUUUCCGCUGUCUGAUCGCUAUAGCGACCCUUUUUCAAGUUUUGAUUUAGGAGUGAAUUCGUUUACCUGGUGUUUAAAUGUUUGAGCUCCUUUGCUGUGAAGUUGAAGUUGGACGUUACGUGGUUAUCUGACUUUGGUUGUUGGAAAGGGCGACAGUUAAUGUUAUUUAUUUCCACUACUUUCGCGUGCAAUAAACGACAAAGGCCG
This is a messenger RNA of Amphibalanus amphitrite, 1809 nucleotides long. RefSeq names its product transcription factor Adf-1-like. Bases 354 to 1121 code for a protein of 255 amino acids. The record is from RefSeq and is a predicted model, not a curated record. Lineage: Eukaryota; Metazoa; Arthropoda; Thecostraca; Balanomorpha; Balanidae. Gene Ontology annotation, biological process: regulation of transcription by RNA polymerase II. The transcript is spliced from 6 exons. Gene Ontology annotation, cellular component: transcription regulator complex; nucleus.